Morus notabilis is the source of this 1936-nucleotide messenger RNA. RefSeq names its product pectinesterase 2. The record is from RefSeq and is a predicted model, not a curated record. The coding region runs from base 81 to 1637 and encodes 518 amino acids. The transcript is spliced from 2 exons. NCBI's taxonomy places the organism in Eukaryota, Viridiplantae, Streptophyta, Magnoliopsida, Rosales, Moraceae. Gene Ontology annotation, biological process: cell wall modification. Gene Ontology annotation, molecular function: pectinesterase inhibitor activity; pectinesterase activity.
AACAAUCCUUAACUAGCAAUAUUCUCAAACACCCAUUGUAUCUUUCCUUAUUUUGUUCUCAUUAAACCAUAGAAAAAAAAAUGGUGGACGUUGGAGCUAAAAAUUACACCAUAAUUACACUAUCAAUAUUCUUCUUAAUUCUCUAUCUCUCCCCAACCAUUCUUGGCUAUUCUCUCCAAGAAGUGAAAUCGUGGUGUGGCCAAACACCCAACCCACAACCAUGCGAGUACUUCCUUAGCAAUAAUCUUGAAUAUGACCGUACACCCAUCAAACAAAAAUCCGACUUCUUCAAACUAUCAGCCAAACUAGCCCUAGACCGAGCCAUGCACGCCCAUGACGACCUCUUCUCGGUGGGCCCCAAGUGUCGGAGCCAACAAGAGAAGGCUGCUUGGGCCGAUUGCCUUGAGCUCUAUGAGUCCACGGUCCUUAGGCUCAACAAGACCUCUAAACCCACUUCCAAGUGCACCCAAGACGACCUCCAAACGUGGCUCAGCACGGCGCUCACCAACCUUGAGACGUGUCGUGCCGGGCUGCUCGAGUUGGGCGUCUCGGACUACCUCUUGCCCUUGAUGUCCAAUAACGUCUCCAAACUUAUUAGCAACUCUCUGGCUAUAAACAAAUCCCCAUAUAAGCCUGAUAACAAGUAUAACAACGGGUUUCCCACGUGGGUCAAGCCCGGUGACCGAAGGCUAUUGCAGUCUUCGUCGUCACCAGCUUCUCGGGCCAAUGUCGUGGUGGCCAAGGAUGGGUCCGGGGACUACACGACCGUGAAGGCGGCGGUUACCGCCGUUAAAGGGAGCGGGAGGUUUGUGAUAUAUGUGAAGGCAGGGACGUACAAUGAGAAUGUUGAGAUAAAAGUAAAGAAUGUCAUGUUGUUGGGUGAUGGGAUUGGGAAGACUAUUAUCACAGGAAGCAAGAGUGUUGGUGGUGGUUCUACAACGUUCCAAUCAGCAACUGUUGCUGUCGUUGGAGAUGGAUUUAUUGCUCAAGACAUCACAUUCCGAAACACGGCCGGAGCAUCCAACCACCAAGCCGUGGCGUUGCGGUCGGGUUCGGAUCAAUCCGUAUUCUACAAAUGCAGCUUUGAAGGGUACCAAGACACCCUCUACGUCCACUCUGAAAGACAAUUCUAUAGGGAAUGUGACAUCUAUGGCACGGUGGACUUUAUAUUUGGUAAUGCCGCAGUAGUCCUUCAAAAUUGUAACAUCUACGCACGUGAUCCUCCUAACAAAACCAACACCAUCACGGCACAAGGCCGAACCGACUCGAAUCAAAAUACUGGGAUCUCAAUUCACAAUUGUAGGGUUACCGCCGCUUCGAGUUUGUCGUCGUCGGUUAAAACAUAUUUAGGGAGACCGUGGAAAGAGUAUUCAAGGACGGUUGUCAUGAAAACUAACCUUGGUAGCUUAAUUAAUCCGGCGGGCUGGCUGGAGUGGAGCGGUAAUUUUGCCCUUAAGACUCUGUACUACGCCGAGUAUGCAAACACCGGACCCGGUUCAUCUACUUCGAACCGGGUUAAGUGGACAGGUUACCAUGUGAUUGGGGCAUCUGAGGCUUCAAAAUUCACUGUGGGCAACUUCAUUGCAGGUGGUUCUUGGUUACCUGCUACUAAUGUGCCUUACACCUCCGGCCUUUAGUGCAAUUUGUCUAUUAAUUUGUCAUUAGAUUUUCAUUUGUGUUGCUAAAAGUUGAAAAUGGAUUUGUGUCUUAGGUUUGGAGGGUUUUUUUUUUUUUUUUUUUAAAAGAAAAUAAUAGUAAAGUGAAUCUAGAAUAAAAUAAUUCUUAGAAUGAAAAUAGGUGUGAAAAGAGGACAACAGGACAACGAACUUGGCAAGUGUACUGGUUAGUUGUGAUUGUGUAAUUUGGGUAUAUAUUUGUCAUUCUUUGUGCAUUUGUAUGAGUAUUAAUCAAUUGUUAAAUGUUUCUUUCUUUUGUA